AAGUCGAACAGAAGACAGGACAGAAGGAGAAGAGAAAAUGUCGGAGUCGCUACGUCGCUUGGUGAAUAUUGGAACAUUUACAGUUCUCCAGGAAAAAUUAGAAAGAUGGCUGGGUGAUUAUUACAUUAACACGUGUGAUCAGAAUGUAGCAAGAGGCUGUGAAAUUAUUGAGUUGAAUGCCAAAGUUCAAGGUCAACUGUUUAAACUGCUCAAUGUUUGUGCUGCUGAAGGUGGUCUAUAUGGUGGAGCGAACAUCAUUAAAUCUCGACUCCUACCAUGGCUAGGACAAAGUUUCUUCGCUACUGGUGGUAAUCUGUCCACAGAUACAAGUCUCACCGUUCUAGCAGAAUGCGCCGCAAAGGACAGGGAAAUGAACCAUCUUCAAACUAUGUAUGAGACAUCCCUUGAUGACCUUGAAGCUGAUCUGAGGUCAUUUAGAAGUGAAAAUCAAGAUCUCCGUGACGAAUUACGUGAAACGAAGGAUGAACUAGACUACAAGCUUAGAUCGACCAGUAGUGAGAAAAUGAUGAUGGAAGCUGAAUUAAGGGAGUUAAAACGAAAACUCGCAGAUGCAGAAGAAGAAGUAAUUAGAUUACGAGCUAAGGCAGGAUUAGUUGAUGAUUACGAACGUAAAAUAAGGAAUUUACGCGAUGAAAUCACCUAUACUCCUGUAAAACGAACAACUUUCGCUGAUAAGGAUAUAACUGAUUCCGUUUCCUUGUAUCGAUAUGUUCCGAAGGUCAACUCACCCCUGGCUCUCGAUGACCCCGUUCAGAGAGUACGAUCACAGAACCUUAUUUCAAGAUUUAACGACAUGUUCGCUCAAGAUCGUCUCAACGCCAUGGAUACCUUGAGACGCUACUCAGACGACAACGAAAACACACAAAGAAUUAUUUUCACUGCCUUACAGGAAGCAUUCAGUACUGCCAAGCAAGCUUUCCGUCAAUUUAAGAUGAAAGUUCGUUCUAAUCUCCUUAAGACCCAUUUUGGUCCCGAGACCCUUGAAGAAGCUGUUCAAGACUACAUCAAUCGUAAUACAGACCUUUACGAUCUUCCAGGCCUUGUUGCUGAUGUUAUUCGAGCUUUAAACAGAAAUCCGAAAAUAUACCUGAGUCCCGAUAAUACCUUCGCUAUUAUCCAGCCCUUCAUCCGAGAAUCUGUGAAACUAGCAUGGCAGAUGUCAGCCCUAGCUCAUCCAUUGGAUAUCGCCAUAGCAACAGACGCAGAACUUUUCGAUGAUAACAAAUAUCGUCGUAGUUAUGAUUCCGAGUAUACUGCUCCUUUAGUCAAUCACCAUAUAUGGCCAUGUCUACAACAAGGUAUUCGUGUUCUAGUGAAAGGUGAAGCUCUCACACGUCGUGGUGCAUCUUUAGGAUCACCAAGAAGAAGUCGCAGCCCAGUUAGAAGUUUGAGUCCAUCCUUGAGAACCCGAUCCAGGAGCCGUUCCGUAAGUCCAAUGAGACGAGCCCGUUCAAUCAGCCCACGUCGUUCUCUAAGUCCGAUGCGAUACUCACGAUAUUAAACAACAAAUAGACACAAGUUAUUUUAUUUAUUUAAACUGUUUUACAUCAAUAGAGAUAAAGAAAUAGAUGUUUUUAACAUGUUUGGGGUGAUAAUACGAACUCGGAAGAAGGAUAAUUUCAAUCUAGAAAGACCACACUUUAUUUGAACUUCAGUUUUUCGGGAACAUUUGUUACUUCUUGUU
Messenger RNA from Patella vulgata (common limpet), 1705 nucleotides. Its product is annotated as mitochondria-eating protein. Lineage: Eukaryota; Metazoa; Mollusca; Gastropoda; Patellidae. Bases 38 to 1522 code for a protein of 494 amino acids. Gene Ontology annotation, cellular component: mitochondrial outer membrane. Gene Ontology annotation, biological process: mitochondrial protein catabolic process; mitophagy by internal vacuole formation. The transcript is spliced from 10 exons. The record is from RefSeq and is a predicted model, not a curated record.